Rhodofomes roseus is the source of this 579-nucleotide messenger RNA. RefSeq lists its product as uncharacterized. The transcript has a single exon. Bases 1 to 579 code for a protein of 192 amino acids. The record is from RefSeq and is a predicted model, not a curated record. NCBI's taxonomy places the organism in Eukaryota, Fungi, Basidiomycota, Agaricomycetes, Polyporales, Fomitopsidaceae.
AUGGGCCCCGUCCGGCACACGCUCAAGAUCACCCCGCUCUCCGCCCUCCGCACGUCCACCCACCACAUCCCCGCCCACGCACACAUCCCCAACACCUCCCUCGCCCCGCACCCCCUCCUCAUCUACCACGGCGCCUUCGCGCGCGACCCCACCCCGCAGCCGUCCGCGAUCGAGGCGCACCUCAAGCGCGUCGGCGUCGUCUCGCCGCAGUGGUCCUACACGAUGUACAGCCAGUCGCACUUCCACUCGACCACGCACGAGCUGCUCGUCGUCUUCCGCGGCGCCGCGCGCUUGCUGUUCGGUGGGGAGGGCAAUCCCGGCGCGGUGGAGAUCGAGGCGAGGAUGGGCGAUGCGAUGCUGCUGCCUGCGGGGGUCGCACAUCGGCUCUUGGAAGACCUGGGUGAGGGUGAGGCAUUCGAGAUGAUUGGGAGCUAUCCGGUGGGGAAGAAUUGGGACAUGUGUUAUGGAGAUGGGCGCGGGGGCGAGGACGUACAGGGCAUCCAGGAGAGGAUCAGAGGCCUCGGGUGGUUCGAGAAGGAUCCGAUAUACGGGGACGAUGGACCUGCACUGCACAUCUGA